AUGGCGUCGUCCUCCGUGCAUUCUGGUGGCGAUUCAAGACAGGCGUCGGCAAAUACCCAUGGGCACUGGCCGUCUUCGCCGUCCUCGCACCCACAAAAGAACCAUUCAUCGUCGAUUUAUUCCGGCGUGAAACCUUACUUUAACAGCAGUAAGGUUUUUUCUUCUGUUUUAAAGGAGAGGUUUAACUUUGCAAGUGCUGCAUGUGCCGCUCUGGUGAUACAUUCAAGUUUGGGCAUCAAAUCUCCAAGCGCAAUUUUGAGCCCCAACAAAGACGUCUACAUGCUAAUUCCAUGCACAAAUUACAAGUCCUCCUCCACUUUGAAGUGGCUAUCUAGCUUUCUCUUUACCUCCACGCAGACACAAAUCACCAACUCUGCUUCCAUUUCAAACAUAAUCGUUGAAUUGUGCUCCGAGCUACGCAUAGAUACCAUUGUGCUCUCCAACGAGGAAUAUUUUUCGAGCUCUUUUAAGAAGGUCGGUCUUUUUGGCUCUGCAAGAUAUGGGGCCGAAUCUCCAGACUGGAAGUUGAUUGCAAACUUGGAGGCUUCGCCUACACGAGGACCGCAGGUGUUCAAUUUAGAAGGCUCGUCUUCUUUCGUCCGAUACUUGAGGUUUGAGUUUGAAUCCUUUUAUGGGCACGAGUUUUAUUGCCCCGUCACAUUUCUGGCCGUAUAUGGAACCACCAUGAUUGAUGACUUGAGGCAAGAAAUAGCAAAAAACCCGAUGCCUCACUCGAACACCUCUUUCCAAGAAAAUUUCAGAAUCACAAAAAAGGCAGAUCCUGGCAAGGAAACGCCCGACAUCAACGAACAUCGAAGGUCCUGCCCAAGCAACAACAAUACCAGCAAAAAUAAUCAGCACCGUGCCCAUGCGCACCACCGAAAUAUUAACAGCAAUCUCUCCCUUCUUUUUCAAAUGCUGGACUCCAACAAGCACUUUCGAACGCUAUUUAAAGCCCAUUCGUCUGAUGGGUCCCCGUUGUUUUUUGAAAAGAACGAAAGCGAAUCUUCCGACGUAAUAUCUGGAAAUAACAUUUUCAAGCUUAUUAUUGACCGUGUGGGGCUCCUUGAAAGCCAAACGGAUUCGCUUGCCUCUCAGCUUUUGGAAACCUCGUCCGAGCUAAAUGCUCUGCGCCACUCAAUGGCCAAGGUGCAAACAUGGGAUGUAAAUUUUUCUUUCUGCUCUUUCGAGAGCCGCCUUCCGGAAUCUGUUACAGAGCCAGGCAUUGCUCGGAGUGGGUAUAUUAACAAUUUGUAUGAUGUGUUGAAAAUAGAGCGAUUUGUAUAUUUUUGGAACAAGGAUUCCGAAUUAAACGGGGUGUUUCUUCUUCUUUUGAUCGUUGUAUUUUCGAUUUUCAUAAAUUGGUGGAUUUUUUGGCGAUUUUCAAAAAGAAAAAGGGCCCCUUCGUCAUCAUCAUCAUCUUCUUCUUCUUCUGUGAAAGGAGCACUUUCUUCAGCAUCUUCGCCCAUUAUUAUGCACUCUAAUUUUGAUGAAAUCUCUGCUUUAAUUUUAAAUACCCCCACACAACCAUCCAUCAAUCCGAUAAUGCUCGACCCCGAGGUUAUGCUAUUUCCGACCGUAGAUCCAUCAUUAACAAAAUCGUCUCUAUUGAAAAACAACGACCACUUAUUAAGCACUCCAACUGGCAAUGGAUGUCUUUUUGCACCAUCUUCUCCGAAAAGCCCUCUGCUGGAACGGGGAGCACUUGGCCGAACCUCCUCGUCCUUCACAAGAGAAAGAUGCAAAUUUCGCUCAAAAUCAAUGCCACGCAUGAACGUGUAA
Mitosporidium daphniae is the source of this 1782-nucleotide messenger RNA. RefSeq lists its product as uncharacterized. The transcript has a single exon. Bases 1 to 1782 code for a protein of 593 amino acids. The record is from RefSeq and is a predicted model, not a curated record. Gene Ontology annotation, cellular component: membrane; cytoplasm. Gene Ontology annotation, biological process: protein folding in endoplasmic reticulum. Lineage: Eukaryota; Fungi; Microsporidia.